This is a messenger RNA of Sclerotinia sclerotiorum 1980 UF-70, 1248 nucleotides long. RefSeq lists its product with no specific name. NCBI's taxonomy places the organism in Eukaryota, Fungi, Ascomycota, Leotiomycetes, Helotiales, Sclerotiniaceae. The record is from RefSeq and is a predicted model, not a curated record. The transcript has 2 exons. The coding region runs from base 1 to 1248 and encodes 415 amino acids.
AUGGGAUUCAAGACUGGCAGGAGAGGCUCGAUGUCUACCCUUGAAACAAGCCAACCGGUCGGGUCGAAAACUUCAUCUGCACCUUUUGCAUCUUCUUCUAGUAGCUCUAGUCCCGAAAGCGAUACAUCAAUUUCUCCACUCUCAUCUGCUUUCGUUAAAUCACUCAAGGACCGUGUUGCACCACCGACUUUAGUCGAUUUCUCAGAGGAGGUGGUACUUCAGAAAUUUGUGAAAAUGACUCCAACUAUGAAGAUCAUGGGUAAAGGUAAAGGAUUGGAAGUUACCACCUUUACUCGGUAUGAGGCUUUCCCUCGAUUGGUCGAUACUUCAAUCCCCUCAAAAGAUUUUGAACUCGGUACUUUCAUUUCCUUUGAAGAUCCCUUAUUUGCUCUAACUCAUCAACUAGAUCUUACACACACCAACGAAACACCCGAAAUCAAAUUAAUGCGCUCUGCCAGUUCCGGAUCACAUACUACCCAAGGUAAAAGACCAAAACUCAAGGCAUAUAAACCUUUUAAAACACUGGGGUAUAAAGGAGGGCACAAGUUUAAGCAAAUCGAAAAGGAAAACGAUGACAUUUUUGAGGAUGCACCAGUCGAACCACAAUCUUGUGCUGAAGUUUACACAGAAUUCAACACGGCACCGACAUCACCAGCAAGACGUUUAUCAGUGUCUGACAAACAUGAUAUGGAUGGCUCUUACGAUGAUAAACCUGAAUUCUCCUCUGGCACAACUAUACAAGACUUUGGAGCGUUGCCCGAUCAUCUCCGAGGUCCUUGCUUCGAAGUGAGCCCGAGAACGAGCGUUUUGGAUGGUCCAACAGCUAUCCCAAAUAUAGACAACAUAUUGUCUAUGAAUAGAGCUGAUACCUCAGUGGAAUCCUCGCUCAUGAGACCCCUCGAGGCAGUGCCUGAAGCAUUGACAUCGCCAGAAGUAGUGGGGAACUGUAUGGAACAAUCUGACGGGCCCGCUCCUGCUCCCGCCAUUGUACCAGACGUUGGUGUUGAUUCCCCAGUUGAAAAGUUACCCGUCGACCCAAUUGCAAAGGAAAAGGAGGCAAAGCGAACACACAAAACCAUCAAGAAGGUUCGAUCGGGUAUAAGGAAAGGCAGAUAUCGUUGUCUAAGGACACCAGUACUCGUGGUGAUUCUAGGAAAAGAGCUUUCAAAACCAACCAAAAUAGCCAUUGAAAAUAUCGCAAGUGGACUUCCUUCAGGCCUUGGUGAAGUAAAGCCCCUUUCCAAGUGA